Molecule: messenger RNA, 1316 nt
Organism: Scleropages formosus (Asian bonytongue)
Lineage: Eukaryota; Metazoa; Chordata; Actinopteri; Osteoglossiformes; Osteoglossidae
Product: hypoxanthine-guanine phosphoribosyltransferase-like
Exons: 9
Coding region: 71-739 (222 amino acids)
Biological process (GO): hypoxanthine metabolic process; IMP salvage; GMP salvage
Cellular component (GO): cytosol
Molecular function (GO): hypoxanthine phosphoribosyltransferase activity; magnesium ion binding
Source: RefSeq, a predicted model, not a curated record
UCUGUGGGACACGGAGCGGAGAGAGACAUCUGGCUGCACGAGCACGAACAGGAGGAAGACGACGACGACGAUGAUGAUGAGGAUGAGGAGGAGUAUGGCUUCCUUCCUGCAGAUUCCAGAUGAUGAUAAAGGUUAUGACUUGAACCUCUUUUGUGUACCCAAACACUAUGAAGAGGAUUUGGAAAGUGUCCUCAUUCCCCAUGGACUCAUUAUGGAUAGGACGGAGUGUUUGGCCAGGAACAUAGUGGAGGACAUGGGCGGAUGCCCUGUCGUUGCUCUCUGUGUUCUCAAAGGUGCUUAUAAAUUCUUCGCAGACCUGCUAGAUUACAUCAAGGCCCUAAAUCAGAACAGCGAUCAGUCUGUACCACUGACUGUGGAUUUCAUUACCCUAAAAAGCUACCGUAAUGAGUCUACAGCUGAUGUUAAAGUUGUUGGAGAAGAAGAGUUGUCUGCACUAACAGGCAAAAAUGUUCUCAUUGUUGAGGACAUCGUUGAGACAGGAAGAACAAUGGAGACAUUGCUGUCACUAUUAAAUAAAUACAAUCCAAAGGCUGUCAAGGUUGUUAGCCUUUUGGUGAAAAGGACACCAAGAAGCUGUGGAUACAGACCGGACUACAUUGGAUUUGAAGUUCCUGAUAAAUUCCUAGUUGGAUAUGCCCUAGACUACAAUGAACACUUCAGAGACCUCAAUCAUGUCUGCAUACUCAAUGAGAAUGGAAAAGAGAAGUACAAGAAGUGAGAGGAAAACCUGAGAUGCUCAGCCAACAGGCACUUGGACCACUGAAGCUGCUGAUCGAUUUCUGUGUUUACAUGUUGUCUUUAUUUUUCUAUCUGAAAACCCUAACUUGCAGUGGCACAGAAAUGGUGGCCCCUUUUCUGAAUAAUUCUUUAGUACUUGAUAUUGUACGAUUGUAUUUUUGAAUUUAGGUACCAAAUAUGUGAAUCCAGACAAUGGCUCCUAGUUGGAUAAAUUAGGUUAUUAGACUUUAUGAAUGUGGGGGGGGGGGAACGACACUAUUUAUUUGAACGUGAAGCCUCAGGUCUCGCUGUUUUCCCAGUGAGCCAUAUAGACUAGAUUUUUAUUUUGUAUUUGACCUGAAUGACGGAAAUGUUUCGGGAUAUACUAAAUAUUCAGUGUGUCAAUGCGUUGAUCAUGUUCUGUAUUGCAAUGUCUAAUAUGAAGGCCAAACACUUUUGGGUUAUCUCAAGGAAUGUGAAGACAUAUUUUUAUUUGGUUUAUAAAGUUGUUUUAAUUCUGUUAAAACACGAUUACAGUGAAAUAAUUAAUUGCAGCAAUAAUACAUUUAAAUCUUGUU